AUGCAAUCUUUUGCUCAACUAGUUUUAGUGUUAACACGUAUUAAGCACUUGAGAACCAAAAAAAAUACCCCAAAAAAAGGUGGUGGUGGAGUUGAAACUUCAAAAAAUGAUGGGGAGGGGAAAGAAAGAGGGGAAGAAGAAGAAGAUGAUGAUAAUGCAACUAAUAAUUUUCCUAAUACACCUUUAUCAUCAUCCUUUAAGAAACUUUCAUUCUCGUCAAAAAUAUUAUUUCAUGAUACUUGGACGCCUGAAGAUUAUGAUCGACGAGGUGAUCAGUCAACUUGUAAUCAGUUAACACCAAUACUUGCACAGCAAAUAAAAGAUGAAUUAAACGAAUUUAAAAUGGGAGAAAUGCAAGUGCAUGAAGAUACCGACAUCUCUGACCUCAAUUCUGAUCCACUAUUAAGAUUUCAACAUCGUAACUUCCUCUAUUUUGCUCUUGGUAUGGGUUUCCUAUUACCUACUUUGGGUGGCUUUUAUUUUGCAGCAGUUCUUCGUUUAGUUGUUGUACAUCACGCAACAUUUUGCGUCAACUCACUAGCCCAUUUUUUGGGAGAUGCACCAUUUGAUGAUCGACGUACGCCACGUGAUCAUUUCUUGACAGCCAUUUUUACUUUAGGUGAAGGAUAUCACAAUUUCCACCAUGAAUUCCCAAUGGAUUAUCGUAAUGCGAUUAAAUUCUACCAAUAUGAUCCUACCAAAUGGUUAAUAAGAUUCUUAUCUUAUUUUAAAUUGACUCAUCACCUAAAAAAAUUCCCUGAUAAUGAAAUCAAGAAAGGUAUAUUAUUAAUGAAACAAAAGAAAUUGGAUGAUGCAAAGAAAUUAUUAUAUUGGGGUGUUCCAUUAAAUCAAUUACCCGUUUAUACUUUCGAUGAAUGUAAGUGA
Entrophospora sp. SA101 is the source of this 885-nucleotide messenger RNA. Lineage: Eukaryota; Fungi; Glomeromycota; Glomeromycetes; Entrophosporales; Entrophosporaceae. The record is from the annotation of a GenBank genome assembly.